GAGUUCCUAGGAAACUCAUUUUCUUAUUGGAUAUUGUAGACAUUGGCAAUAUGCAUUCUUUAUUAGAGAACGAAUUGGUGAACAGCGUGAACAGUCAUAGCAAACGCGAUAUAUCAUACACAAUUCUAUGGACAUGUGACAGAAUUUUAUAUGUACAUGUACGUAUAUCCAACAAUUGUCACACAGUUAAAAUAAUAUAAAAGGCAAGAGGUAUUGUAUCUUAACGCGCGAACGGAUAUUUAUUACAUAAAAAAAGAAAGACAUUUAAUCAAAAUGACAAUUGAUCUGUCAACUGUGCCACUUGUUGGAAUCACUGUUGUGAGUAAACAAAUAAUUGCAGCUAUGUUAAAUCCUAUGAAAGUUUUACCAAGUGAUAGUGGUUUACCAAGAGAUUGGCGAGGUCUUGCACAUUUAUUGGACCUCAAUGGAGAAAUAAUGUCACUACUUGUAUCACAUUCUGAUCCAACAACAUAUAUGUUAAUAAUGUUGGAGAAAAAUAAAAAGAAUAUUACCAUAAAAAUUUUUCAAACAAUGAUGGAACAAAUAGACAGAUGGGACAUUAUUGAUGACACCGAAGCAAUAUUUGAAAGCGAUGCUGGAAAAUAUUUGGAACAACAACAAAGAGCUCAAGAAUCAGCAAAUUUGAUAGACAAAUGUGUUGAUCAAGAAGUACUUACAUUAGGUGAUGUUCAUAGGUUAGGCCAAGGUUUAGAAACUCAAUAUUAUGAUGCUUUCCUUUUGUAUGCAGAUGAAGAUGUUGGUUUUGCAAAUGAAAUGGUACAAAAACUUGAAACGGAACAUAAGUUGAAGCUUUGUUUGAAAGAUCGAGAUCUGGUUGGUGGUAUAGCAUUUGAGCACGAAGCAGUAAUGAAAUUAAUCUCGGAACGAUGUAACAGAUUACUUGUUGUAGUAUCUCCUAGCUUUUUAGAAAGCUCAGCAAACAAAUUCUUCUUAAAUUAUGCUCAAGCUUUAAGUAUCGAAAAGCGACAGAGAAAGAUCAUACCAUGUAUAUAUGAAAGUUGUGAAUUACCAUUACAAUUGAGAUAUAUAUCUACUUUGGAUUAUAAUCGUAGAGGAUUAUAUGACUUUUGGGCCAAAUUACGUGAUUCUAUACAGGCUUCAAAAUCUUCUAUAAAUACAAACAGUAUAUCACAAAUACGAAAUAAUAUAACAAAAGAAGGUACAGAAGCAAAGAAAAAUAUUUUAUCUGAUAAACAUGAAGAUAUACCUCAAAAUAAUCAAAAAUUAAGUGAAGAAACAUUGAAAUAUGUACAACAGAAGAAUGAAAACUACACUGUCGCAAAAAUAAAUAAUGCAGAAGCUUUAAAUGUUGGAAGUAAAAAGAAUAAGAAGUUGUUGCGAUGGGAAAAAAUUACAGCAAAUUGGAAAACAAAAACUAAACAAAGUGGUCAGUUGAUUACAGAGACAACAAUUCAAAAUCUGCCAUUAGUAGAUAAUUUAGAUAGUUUAGUCUUGUCAAAUACUGAUAUAUGUGAGAACAAGAAAAAAAACUUAUUUAGUAAGUUAACAAAAAGAAGAUUGGUAUAAAAGUUUAACAAAAAAUUUAUCAAAA
Nylanderia fulva is the source of this 1573-nucleotide messenger RNA. It is a transcript of the gene Myd88, whose product is annotated as myeloid differentiation primary response protein MyD88. Gene Ontology annotation, biological process: defense response to Gram-positive bacterium; innate immune response; MyD88-dependent toll-like receptor signaling pathway. NCBI's taxonomy places the organism in Eukaryota, Metazoa, Arthropoda, Insecta, Hymenoptera, Formicidae. The record is from RefSeq and is a predicted model, not a curated record. Gene Ontology annotation, cellular component: plasma membrane. Gene Ontology annotation, molecular function: TIR domain binding; Toll-like receptor binding.